CAAAACGUCAUAGAAUAGUGUACGAGUGCGCAAUUUGGGACACACCUAUUGUGUAGCCUACUACGCACCAUUCAUUAGUUUCAUAAAUCCACGCCUCAGCUGCUUUUUUUGUACACUUCAAAGUCUUGAGCGCGAUAACUCAACCCCCUUUACGUAUCAUCGACGAAAUGAGCGCCGUUGAGGCUGACUGCGCGCUGGGGUGAGUUUAGUGUCAGCCCUGGGCGGCGGAGCUCAGUCGAAGCCCCUAGAGGCGCAUCACAACACUGUCUUCCAUUCGCCUUCAGCACCACACAGGACUUUACCCGUCUGCGGACAGCGAUGCUCCUGCAUCCGAAGCUCACCCGACUCUUCCUCAUCACCGAUUCCCGUCGGUGUCGGUUUCGAGGAGUUCAGCCAAGGUUCCGACACGCGUGUGACUACAACCACCGCCGUAUCUGAGUGCACACCGACAAAAGCGCCCUGAAAGUGGAGAGAUCGGACAAAGAGCCGCCGUUCAGAUGCAGCGAUAACUUUGAGGAGGUUUUUUUUCGGACGAACAGCUGAAGAUUGUUAUAAUCAUGCCUGUACGGAGAGGUCAUGUCGCUCCUCAGAAUACCUUUCUUGGAAUAAUAAUACGGAAAUUCGAGGGGCAGAAUAAGAAGUUCAUCAUAGCCAAUGCCCGGGUCCAGAACUGUGCUAUUAUUUACUGUAACGACGGAUUCUGUGAGAUGACGGGAUUCUCACGGCCGGAUAUCAUGCAGAAACCUUGUACAUGCGACUUCCUGCAUGGCGAGCAAACCAGUAGACAUGCGAUUGCGCAGAUGGCCCAGGCUCUCAUGGGGUCAGAGGAACGGAAAGUGGAGAUUACGUACCAUCGCAAGGACGGCUCAGACUUCCAGUGCAACACUCACAUCAUCCCAGUGAAGAACGAGGAAGGAGUUGUGAUGAUGUUCAUCUUGAACUUCGAUUACGUUCUAGACGAAGAGAGCAGCGACUCUAUGGAGAGACUCAACCUCACGCCGCCUGUCAAAUCUGAAAUCAGAAAAGGAAGAUUCUUCCGCUUCCGUCUGUCAGCCUUGGCGCUGUUGGGCAAGCAGUCUCUCCCGCAGGACGAUCCAGACUCGGUGAUGGUGGACUCACCCAGGGCCAGUGACGACUCUGCGGCCGUGGUGGACGUCCGAUCGCCCACCAAGGACGGUUCGAGUCCAGCGGAUGCCAACGACACGCGGGCGCUCAUCAGCUCCAGCCCUCACUCGUCCCCGGUCAGCGCGUCCGUACCCCUCGACCACUCGUCGCCCAAGCUGCCCUGGGACCUGCCCAGUCCGUCUCAAGCACAGUCCAGCACCUGCCUGGCCCAGUCCAUCUCCAGAGACGGCGUGUGCAGCAGGAGACGGGCCUCCUCCGUUCACGACAUCGAAGGACUGAGCGCCAACUCCAAACGCCUGUUUACAGACAGACACGCAAGUGAAGGUCCGUUCAACCAUCUGAAGUCCAGUCUGCUGGGAUCCACCUCAGACUCCAAUCUGAACAGAUACAGCACCAUCAACAAGAUCCCGCUCAUCGCGCUCAACUUCUCUGAAUCCAACGAUAAGAAAGCGCCUUCCCCUCCGUCCUCAGAGAAGACCAUCAUCGCACCGAAAGUCAAGGACAGAACACACAACGUCACGGAGAAGGUCACACAGGUGUUGUCGCUGGGCGCUGACGUGCUUCCAGAAUACAUGCUCCAGGCUCCACGCAUGGAUAAGUUCACCAUCCUGCACUACAGUCCGUUCAAAGCGGUGUGGGACUGGCUCAUCCUGCUGCUGGUGAUAUACACCGCCAUUCUCACCCCGUACUCUGCUGCCUUCCUGCUCAACGACAGCGAGGAGCAUAAAAGACGGGAAUGUGGCUAUUCCUGCAGCCCUCUCAACGUCGUGGACUUAAUGGUGGACAUCAUGUUCAUCAUCGACAUCCUCAUAAACUUUCGCACCACCUACGUGAACUUGAACGAGGAGGUGGUGAGCCAUCCAGGGAAGAUCGCCAUCCAUUACUUCAAGGGCUGGUUCCUUAUAGACAUAGUGGCGGCCAUUCCCUUCGACCUGCUCAUAUUUGGAUCAGGAUCAGAUGAUACGACCACUCUGAUUGGUCUGUUGAAGACGGCGCGGCUCCUCCGACUGGUUCGUGUUGCCAGGAAGCUGGACCGUUACUCCGAAUACGGGGCGGCGGUUCUCAUGCUGCUCAUGUGUAUAUUUGCUCUGAUCGCCCAUUGGCUGGCCUGCAUCUGGUAUGCCAUUGGAAACGUGGAGAAACCGUACCUGGAGCAUAAGAUUGGCUGGCUCGACAAUCUCGAGGUGUCCCUCGGGAAGAGAUGCAACUCUAGUGAGCACUGCUCUGGGCCGACCAUCAAGGAUAAAUACGUGACCGCGCUGUACUUCACGUUCAGCUCGCUGACCAGCGUGGGCUUUGGAAACGUGUCUCCAAACACCAACUCUGAGAAGAUCUUCUCCAUCUGCGUCAUGCUCAUCGGAUCUUUGAUGUACGCCAGCAUUUUUGGGAACGUUUCUGCCAUCAUCCAGCGGCUGUAUUCGGGAACGGCGCGGUACCACAUGCAGAUGCUCCGUGUGAAAGAGUUCAUCCGAUUCCACCAGAUCCCAAACCCGCUCAGACAGAGGCUGGAGGAGUAUUUCCAGCACUCGUGGACCUACACCAACGGCAUCGACAUGAACAUGGAGGUCUUAAAAGGCUUUCCUGAGUGUUUACAGGCAGAUAUUUGUCUACAUCUGAACAACAGUCUCCUUCAGGGAUGUAAGGCUUUCAGAGGUGCGACUCAAGGAUGUCUGCGUGCUCUCGCCAUGCGCUUCAAAACCACCCAUGCUCCUCCUGGAGAUACGCUGGUGCAUUGCGGGGACGUCCUCACCGCGCUCUACUUCCUGUCUCGAGGAUCCAUUGAGAUCCUCAAGGAUGACAUAGUGGUGGCCAUUCUGGGUACGAAUGACAUAUUUGGCGAGAUGAUCCACCUGUAUGCGAAGCCCGGUAAGUCAAACGCAGACGUGCGAGCGCUCAGCUACUGUGACCUGCACACCAUCCAGAGAGAGGAGCUCCUGGAGGUUUUGGACAUGUAUCCAGAGUUCGCUGACUACUUCCUCACCAAUCUGGAGCUGACCUUUAACCUGCGGGAUGACAAUUCAAAGGCCACUUAUUCACAAGCCAGUGAUUCUGACGGAGAGGAGACCAAGAGCCGAAGGAAGAUCUCCUUUAAACGCAAACCAUCCAAAGGAGGAAGCCUGAAGGAAACAGACAGCGAGGGCAGGAAGGAGCGGCGAGAGUCUCGUCUCAGCUCUAAGAGAAGUUCAGAGGACCGUCACACCUCCAGAGAGGAACAGCAAAGGCUUCUGGGAGCAGGCAUAAUAGAGUAUCCAUCAGUACAGAGCUACACCUCCACACCGGGCUGCAGUCCUCCUGCUGAAGACACGGAGAAGACAUAUGAUGAAAUGCAGACUGACGGAUGGCUAGCUGACAGUGUGAAAGCAGACAUGGACACGGCUGCGCAGGAGCAGGGCGCCGCCGAAGAUGAUGAUCUGGACUGUGACGUCACGUAUGGAGAAGUGGAGCAGAGAUUAGACCAACUGCAGGAACACCUGAGCAGGUUAGAGUGUCAGAUGACGACAGACAUUCAGAGUAUCCUGCAGCUGCUGCAGAGACAGACGUGUUUAGGACCUCCGGCCUACAGCAGCCUCACAGCCGGUCCUGAGUACAAGAGACCCGCCAUCAGAGUGCAGCCCGUCGCUUCUGUUCCCACCAACCCACAGCACUGCACAGCACAGGUCGCUAACAUUUUGGCCAUGACAAAGAUCCAUCCGAACCCCAAGGACUCUCUGUCAGGUCUGGCCCUUCUGGACUCCAACCCAAAGCAGAGCCACGGGACACAGUCCUCACAGCACUCCAGCGCCACGUACCGCUUCACAAACAGCCAGACUCUUCCUCUGACACGCCAGCAGUCCAGAUCCCUGCUUCCAGACACCACAGCUGCUCUGGAGCUCCACAGACUGCCGUCUGAUCCAGGACUGCACUGACCAGGAUGUCCCACAGCUCUUCCACACCUACUUGGAGGCAUAAAGGAUGUUUUAAAUACAGGCACUGGCCAAAACUUUAAUACUAGUACAACUUAGGAUUCACUGCUGGCUCUCGCCUGUACAUUUGCUUCUUCUUCCUUUUCCUGCCCUACGCUCCUCGAUGCUGUCGGGGAAGAUUUAGAACGGAUUCCUGGACAACACUUCCGUUUUCAGGAAGUCAAAGACAUUUCUUGGAGUGUCUUGGACACUUUUCCACAUACAUGUGUUCUGCACACUUUUACACUAGUGUGAGACUCAGGACAUUGAUGGUGGUUAAUAUAACAUACUGGCAGAAUCUCUUCCCUGUUUUAUCAUUAUCAUUCUAAAUUAUAAUAAUGACACUUUACACUUCGAUUUGCAGAACCCUGUGGAACUACAUACUAUACAGUUUAGUCCACUUAUUAAUUUUUAUUUGUUUGUUUUUUUUGCAUUAUUUUCUAAUAAAGCGUGUUUCACCACAAUUAAACAGUAUGUUAUACAAAAUAUUUUGAAUAUAUUUUAAAAAUAAAACAUUAAUUUGACAAAAAUAGAAUUUCAGUUGAUGACAUUAUUAAAAAAAACUGCAAACAUGUCAAACUGUAGCAAACCAAAAUUGCCAUACACACACACACUCACACACAAAUAAAUAUAUAUAAAUGUUCAUUUUUAUUCAUUCAGUUCAUUUUAUAUCCAAGUUUCAUAUGUAAAUUUAGAGAAUGGAAAUUUUUAAUUUUCAAAGUGCUUUGAGUUUUGGACCCCACUAGUAAAAAUUAUUAUAUUUAUUUAGAAUUCUUUUUUUUAAUUAAAUAUAUUAAUUUAAUAAUUUUAUUUUUAUUUAUUUGCAUUAUUGUCUAAUUUAGUACAUUUUAGUGCACUAGAAUUAAACAUUAUGUUACAAAAUAUUUUGGGUUAAUUUGAAAAGUUAAAUUGCAGCAUGCACAUAAAUGUGAAUUUUUAUUCAUUUAUUAAUAUUGAUGUAAAUUAAUUGACAUCAUAAAAUUUCAUAUAUAAAAGGUUUUCAGUAUUUUCUCAGUUUUGGACCUCACUGUAGCAAUUUAUUGGUUUGUUUGCAUUUUUUUUAUUCAAUUAAAUUUUUUGGAAUCGUGCUUAGCUGCCAUGUACAUACAUGAUACCCCUCUAUUAAAUGAAAAGAGACGCAUGGCUGAAGGUUUUACGUGUUGCAUGUUUUCUGCAACAUACUGGGAAGCAGGUUUACUGUAUGUCAGCAUGUUUCAGAGCUAAUCACCGAAUGCACUCCUCUCUAAUUGACUAGGUUUAUUUGCACAUGGUCAUGCUAGCUUGAAUCAAACUCUGCACGACAUAAAACAAUGACAUUGAGCAGCUUCUUUGUAAGCACUGGUGUACAAUACGGCCACAUGUGUAAUAAUAAUAUGGAAUACAAACAUACCUUUUAAUGCAGCAAAACUGUAUUUACACUGGAGUCACAAAUGUGAGAAAUAAUGAAUCAGACACUCAAAACUAUCAACUAUUACUGAAACAGAUGCACAGAAAAUAUCGUAGCGGAGCACAAACACAACAAGCAUUCAUGUAUGAUGUCACUGCUCAUUUUUGUGAUAUGCCACUGUUUGCAAAGCACAUGUUAGCCUCAUAUGUAGCUAAAGUAUGAAUAUAUAUGCAUAAUAGAAUAUUUAUCAACUUCUGGUAAAAAAGCUACACUAAUGUUGGCUUCAUUCAAAAUCUUCUUACAACAAAAUCACUUUGUUUUCCAAAUAUUUAGUCUAGAGAAGCUUCUGUCACACAUCCUGCUAGCAAUAAUGAUAAAACACUGGAUCUUUACACUCCUGUUUCUCGUCUAAAGGGUUGAUUUGCUGAUUGAUUUGUGUUGAAAAGAUUGUAAUAUUCACUGCCUAACAUCAUCUGAGGGGAAGUUUUUGCAUCUGUUUUCUUUUUCUGUAAUAUUAGUUUAUACCUAAAAAUAUAUAUUUAUACCCAGUAAUAUACUGGAGGUUUUUUUUAUGUGCAAUAAACACUUUCGUGAAAUACUUUCUCAAGAUUUCGCAGCUUGAUUUCAAAGUUACAGCUUUGAUGUGAGCUAUUUUAUUUAUGUUUAUUUUUAUAUGUCACUGCAGAAUACUGUAUUUUGGAUUACAAGCAAACAAUCUAGUAAAUUGCACAGAAACAUGUCAAAUUAAAAAUCGUCACUUGCAAACAAAUAUCAAAUCUGCAGAUAAAUGCAUUAAAUCUCCCUGGAAUAUCAUUCAUUUCUGUAUGAAGGGAUGAUAUCUGCACAUGGCUCCAUGCCCUUAUAAUAAAUAUCACCAACCUCUGCAUGAAUGUGUGAGUGUGUAUGAGUGUAUGUAUGCCUCUUUAUCUUUAAUUCAGUAAUUUAAUUGUAUUUAUAUGUGGCGUUUGCUGCAUAACAAUCAUAUUGAAGACAGCCAGAAGCAGAGGAGGCAUUUUGUUUUGUUUUGUUUGGACAUAUUAAAAACUGUUAUUAAAACUGCAAACGUUUGCACGUAACACUUUCACUUUUUAUCCCAAUGUUUCACUUGGACUGACAUGUUUUUUAUAGUUUGCACUGUAUAGUUUGUACACCGCAAUAUUCUACAGGUGUUUUGAAUGUGUCUGUUAUUUAAAGAUUUAUUUAUUAUAUAUAUAUUUGAUGCAUUUACUUUAGGCGAUGACUUUUGACUAACUGUAUAAACAAGUAUAUAAAUAAAAGGA
Molecule: messenger RNA, 6734 nt
Organism: Onychostoma macrolepis
Lineage: Eukaryota; Metazoa; Chordata; Actinopteri; Cypriniformes; Cyprinidae
Product: potassium voltage-gated channel subfamily H member 7-like
Exons: 15
Coding region: 558-4031 (1157 amino acids)
Biological process (GO): membrane repolarization during action potential; potassium ion transmembrane transport
Cellular component (GO): membrane
Molecular function (GO): inward rectifier potassium channel activity
Source: RefSeq, a predicted model, not a curated record